Molecule: messenger RNA, 1498 nt
Organism: Drosophila novamexicana
Lineage: Eukaryota; Metazoa; Arthropoda; Insecta; Diptera; Drosophilidae
Gene: Inx7
Product: innexin inx7
Exons: 3
Coding region: 128-1453 (441 amino acids)
Biological process (GO): phototransduction
Cellular component (GO): plasma membrane; gap junction
Molecular function (GO): gap junction channel activity
Source: RefSeq, a predicted model, not a curated record
AAAAAUAAAUUAAUAAAUAAAACAUAUAAAUAUUUUUGUUUUAAAUAUAUUAAACCGUUCGAUUAUAUCGCGGGCCUGAUAACAAGCGCUGAACAGGGUUGGCUUUCGGCCGUAGAAAGUUAACAUCAUGUUGGGCACCUUCAGUUCGGUUAAGCAAUACCUCAAGUUCGAUAUAUCGCGCGUGGUUAUCGAUAACAUUGUGUUCAAGCUACACUAUCGCUGGACCUUUGUGCUGCUGCUGGUGGCAACCCUGUUGAUAACCUCACGCCAAUACAUUGGCGAGCAUAUACAGUGCAUAUCCGAUAAUGUAGUCGCGCCCGUUAUAAAUACAUUCUGCUUCUUUACGCCCACAUUCACAGUGGUGCGUCACCUGAACAACACGGCGCUAGACUCCGGCUCCAUUUUCCAGCCGGGCAUCGGACCCUACAAUCGCAAGGAGGAUGUGAUCAAAAGGCACGCCUACUAUCAGUGGGUGCCCUUUGUGCUGUUCGGGCAGGCGCUGUGCUUCUACUUGCCGCACGCGCUCUGGAAGAAACUGGAGGGUGGACGCGUCAAGGCCUUGGUCUAUGGCUUGCGCAUGGUUGGGCUGACCAAGUACCUGAAGAACGAUAGCAUGCGUAUUGGCAAACUGAAUAUACCCUCGAUGGCGGAGGUGGAGGAUCGCGUGAUCAAUAUACGACGCACUAUGAUCGAUCGGAUGCGUCUGAAUCAAUCUUGGGGUGCACAUUUGGUCUUUGCCGAGCUGCUCAAUUUGUUGAAUCUGUGCAUACAAAUCUAUUGGACGAAUCGGUUUCUUGGACGCGAGUUUCUCACGUUGGGCGUGAAGGUGCUACGCGAACGUUGGGUCGAUAAAAUGGAUGCACUCGACGUGGUCUUUCCCAAAGUCACCAAAUGCACGUUCUACAAAUAUGGCUCGGCUGGCUCGCUCCAAGAGCACGAUACGCUCUGUGUCAUGGCACUGAAUAUCAUGAACGAGAAGAUCUACACCAUACUCUGGUUCUGGUAUUCAUUCCUGUUGGUCGUCACCAUUUUGGGUCUGCUCUGGCGCCUCUUCACGCUCAUCUUCUACCAGAACGUUACGUUCACCAAAUGUGCUCUGUACUGGGCCAAGCCCGGCAAAAUGGAUGAAUCGGAUCUGAAGUCUAUCAUAGAGAAAUGCAAUUUCUCGAAUUGGAUGUUCCUGUUCUUUUUGCGCACCAAUCUGUCCGAGUUCCUCUUCCAGAAGGUCAUCUAUCAUUUGGCCAGCGAGUUUCCCAACGAUCCGAUACACGAUAACGAUAUCAAUGACUAUCGAGCACGGGAACGUGAGUUGCCCAGCGGCAGUGCCCAGCAGAAGUAUCCGCUUCUCGGUGGACUGGAUACGGUUGAUGCUCCGCUGUUGCAUCAUCGCGGGGCGGGGCCCGUUUUGGCAACGCCAAAAUCGCCCACAGAUGGCGCCACAUUGCCCAUUUGACGGCUGCUAUUUAUGUACCUUAAUUAAAGCUAUGUUAUUAAUUGU